AUGUCAUCGCCAUCCAAUUCAUCCCAAGGCGGGAAGCGCAAGAGAAACUCCCUUCGCGUCGAGUCUACCACUAGCCUUAACGACAAUGGCAUCCAGUCAUCAUCCCGUGAUGCUUCGGGUGAGGAGGGCGACACAACCGCUGCAGAGUCGGGACGACUUCACAACCGCGGUUCCGUUGGAGGUCCAAUUCCUAAGAGGCAGCGCUCUAGCUCGGAUCGUGCCCACGAGAUGGGCGCCGACCAAUCUCUUGACCCCGGCGAGCCCAGCGACACCACCGAGGCCAGUGUCGACAUUGCUGAGCGAGUCGGUCGCAAGGGCCGCAAGCCUUCGUUGAGAGAGCUCGAGGAAGAACAGCGCAGGAUCGAGGCUAUGCCCCCUCCUCCCAUUGGCAAGCUCCAGGACCCUGCCGGUGGCUACAAGACCAACCCUCCUCCUGUUGGUCGACCUGUUCGCGUCUACGCUGAUGGUGUUUUCGAUCUCUUCCAUCUUGGCCACAUGCGACAGCUCGAGCAGGCCAAGAAGGCUUUCCCCGACACAACAUUGGUUGUUGGCGUCACAGGCGAUCACGAAACACAUAAGCGCAAGGGUUUGACAGUCAUGUCUGCCGCUGAACGUGCCGAGACUCUCCGUCACUGCAAGUGGGUCGAUGAGGUAAUCGAAGACUGCCCAUGGAUUGUCACUCCCGAGUUCCUCGACGAGAACAAGCUCGAUUACGUUGCUCACGAUGAUCUUCCUUACGGCGCUGAUGAAGGCGACGACAUCUACCAACCCAUCAAGGUUGCCGGCAAAAUCGUUCGUGACUACGAGAAGUACAUUGCCCGACAAUUCAAGCGCGGCUCGUCCCGCCAGGAACUCAACGUGAGCUGGUUGAAGAAGAACGAGCUGGACCUCAAGCGCCACGUCCAGGACCUCCGAGAGAACAUCACAAACAACUGGACCACUACUGGCCAAGAACUCGGCCGCGAGCUCAAGGGCUUUUGGCCUGUGAGCCGUCCUCAGAGCCCUGCCCGAUUUAACAGCUCCGGCACCGCCGAUGGUCUACGUUCGCCAGGCACAUCAGGCACACCCAAGGAGUUCAUUACUGGGUACGCCCUCGGUCUCGUUGGUGGCGUUCGAGGAUGGAUGACCAAGGGCCGAGGAAACAUGACCGACAGCAGCCGACCUGUCAGUGACGAUGAGUCUGAAGAGAGCGACACCCACGCCAAGUCACCAAAGGAUUCUUCAAACACUCCUACCGCAGCCCCAGUUGCAGCUGCAGCCUCAAGCUCUACCUCCAAACUAUAA
Fusarium sp. VM40 is the source of this 1284-nucleotide messenger RNA. The record is from the annotation of a GenBank genome assembly. NCBI's taxonomy places the organism in Eukaryota, Fungi, Ascomycota, Sordariomycetes, Hypocreales, Nectriaceae.